Molecule: messenger RNA, 2835 nt
Organism: Alnus glutinosa
Lineage: Eukaryota; Viridiplantae; Streptophyta; Magnoliopsida; Fagales; Betulaceae
Product: F-box/LRR-repeat protein At4g14103-like
Exons: 3
Coding region: 1211-2578 (455 amino acids)
Molecular function (GO): protein binding
Source: RefSeq, a predicted model, not a curated record
AUCCAUAGCAUUUGAAACGAAAACCAAACCGAAACACAUUUCUCUCUUACUCCCAAGUCCCACAAAAGACCAAAAUGUCCAGCAACAACAAAAUACAAGAGACCCUGGUGGGGCUCAGACAAGUUCUACCAACUCCUCUUCUGCUUCUCUCUCACCUCCUCUUAUCCUUCUCCUCCAUGGCGACCCGUACCCGCUACCUGUUCCUCCGCCGCCACGCCAUCCGGGUCGGAUCCAUCCCCUGCCUCCUUGCCGGAGCCGUCAAAGAGGCUGCCGACCACCUCGGAUUCUUCGACGCUGUCGCGGCGUCGCCGAUUUCAUGGCCGUUUUAAUAGCUUAUCUCAUGCUAUCGGUGUUCGGUUUAUCGGACCAACUCGAACACGAUCCCCUGUCCAGGCCCGAGGGGUUUCGAUGGUAUGAGGGGCUACUGGGUCCGAAUCGUUCUUGGAGUGGAGUUUUUUUCCCGCUGGGAACUGUCUCCACUCUCCAAGUGCAUUGAAUUGUCACCCAUGCGGCCACAGCACCCCAAGUCGUUCCUUCCAAAGCAGCUCAUACACUUCCCUAUGCGUCGUUUGAUUUCCGACCUGUUCCACGUGUGCUCCAAUUAGCGCCCCUCCAUCUGAGCCGUUAAACUCACUCCUCAUGCCUUCCAGCUCUCUUAAUGCUUUCCACGCGUCACCCAUGAAUUUUCUUGCUUCUUGAAGCUUUGAAUAUCAACCUCUCAAUGUCUGAAACUUCAAUCAAUCUCAGCCGUCCUUACACCUAAUAGCGAAAACGCCAAAACUUUCUCCGUUGGCUCUUCCUCUUCCCAAAAUCCGAACCAGAGACCCCCUUGGGCCCCUUCCAUCACACAAUAACAGACCUAUAAAACACGUUCCCUUUGUGGUUCUCUUGCGCAGCCCUCCAACCCAAACACCAAUUUAUCUAUGAGAAACUCCGUCGUUUAGUUCCCGCCUGUGGCAUUAGAGGUAUCAUCCAACCUUUGUUUCUAUGAUCCUUCAGUAAAGUAAUAGCUAAAAUCAUGCAUUUGCUCAUGUUUGUAGCUGAAAAUAAAUCCCUCUGUAAUGCUCAUGUGUUCGCUGAAUGUUUCUAACUUCGUAUCUCGGUGUUAAUAUGUGUUUCUACAAAUUUCCCAUUACAGGCUUAUAGCCUUUUAUGGAUGUUACUGUAAUCUGACAAAUUAUUGGGUGUUAUCAGGGGGACCAUCUGAGUAAUGCAGACAACUUCUGUUAUUCAAAAACCUCAAAAGAAGCAGAAGCUGAAUAGGAACAGAAAAUGCUUAGGAAACUUACCUGAGGAGGUUCUUCGACACAUCCUUUCCUUUCUUCCAACAAAAGAUGUUGUUAAGAAUAGCUUACUUUGUAAAAGGUUGGAAUACCUAUGGACUUCUAUUCCCACUCUAGAUUUUCACCAGUCACAUAACUCGCCUGCUAUGAAAGAGCGAAAGAGAACACUUUUUAUGAAUUUUGUGGACAGGGUGCUUUGUCUUCGUGGCUCCUCUGAUAUAAAACGAUUCACUCUCUGUUGUGAUGUGCUACAUGAUGUAUCCCGUGUUAAUACGUGGAUCUCUGCUGCAUUAAGGCAUAAUGUUCAAGAGUUGUAUAUUGAGCUUGCCAACUUCAAAGGAGAAUUUUCACUGACUUACGUUUUGUUUACUUGUAAGACACUGACAAGCUUGCACCUUAAUAUGUCGGAUAUUAUCCUCAAGCUUCCCACUACAAUUUGUUUCUCAAAUCUAAAGAUCUUGAGCAUCGAAAAUGUUAUUUUUCCGCAGCAGUACUUGACCAGGAAGCUUUUUUCUGGUCUGCCAGUCCUUGAGGAGCUUAAACUAAAAGAUUGCAGCUGGGGGAAUCUCUUGUUUUUGAGUAUUUCUUCUCCUAAGCUUCAUAGGCUGAGCAUAUUUGAAAUGCAGAUGCCAGAUGAUCAUUAUGGUGAUGUUCGUGUUGGUCAGGUUAUGAUUUUUGGAGAUAGUCUUAAAGAAUUUCAUUACGCGGGUUCUCUGUUCGGCGACUAUUGCUUAUAUAAUUCAUUCUCACUGAAAAAGGCUGUGAUUGAUGCUUAUGCUGAAGUGAUAUCAGAUCAAUUUGCUUAUCGCACCUAUAAGCUUCUUAUAGGGCUCUCCAACGUCAAAUUCUUAAAACUUUAUGCUAGGGUGCUUGAGAAUCUAAAAUAUGCACCAGAACUCCCACCUCAUAUGCCCGUGUUCAAUAACUUGAUGAAUUUGGUAUUUUUCGAUUCGUGGGUAGAUCUUGACUGUGAAGCACUGCUGAAAAUGUUACAAGGAUCUCCUUGUCUUGAGAAUCUGGAAUUUUUGGGGGGUAUCAGACUCUCCUCAAAUUGUGAAGAAGAUGAUUGUAUAUUGGACCCAGUGCCUUCAUGUUUCUUGUCACACCUCAAGCGCAUUAAAGUUGGUAGGUAUCAUGGAUCUAAGAAGGAGUUUACUGCAGUCAAGAUUUUGCUCAACAAUUCUGUUGCUUUGGAAGAAAUGGUUAUAACCUGCAAAGAAUAUUUUGCAUGGUACAUAGAGGAGCAAAAUCAUUUUAAUUGGAACCUAGAGAAGCAAGAGAACCACUCUGAAUAGUUGAUAGAGCUCUCUAGAGGGUCAAAAAAUUGUAAAAUUGUUUUGGAAUGAGCUGUUUUUUAGCUUUUACUCUAGAAAAAAGCCAUUAAAUUCAUGUAUUUUGGAAGAUGUAGAACUAUGGCUAAUUGGCUUUCUAUCUUACCUAGGAACUUGCUGUUAUGUGGUGUUCUUGUGUGCGAAUUUGGCUUGUGCUAUUUUGUAAUGCGUCACAAUUUCAUGUAGUUUAUCAUUUUGAUAAAUGUAUGAUCAUUUCAUAA